AUGUCUCUCCCUGGGAUAUUGCGACUCCCAACCGAGAUCCUAGUCUCCAUCUUUGAGUUCCAAGACUUGCAGGAUUGCGGCUCAGUUCCAAACAUUCGGCUGACAUGUCAACGGUUCUGUGCCUUGAGCUCACACCUCCUAAUUCGCAAAGUCUACGUGGAUAUCACACAACAAGAAACCAUAGAUCGCUUACAGAGCAUAGCGGCUGAUGCGGGCCUUGCUAAAGGCGUACGAGAAGUCUAUCUGCGCGUUCAUUUCUAUCAUCCCUGGGUGGCAGCCAGUUUCGAGAAAUUCACUGCGUCUAUAGAGUCAGAAUGGAAGCAAAGAACCUCUUCUCGGAACUAUUAUGAACAAGAUCAACAACAAGGCAGUGUUUGGGAUUUCGAGCGGAUCGCAUGGAAUUUCAUACGCAGCCUCGACCGAACCGUAGCAGGUGAUGCUAGUCAUCAUGAAAUGGAAAGACAAUCCACAGGCAAUGAUGCCGAUACGCGGACUUCAUGUAUAAUUCGCCCUAGUCUAGUCUUGCAGCGGGCUUAUAAGCUAUAUAAGGCCGGAUAUGAGUCCCAGGAUGGUAUUAUGCGGAACAGAAGUUUUACUUCGGUUCUUUCCAAGACUUUAUUCAAGUUCAAGGAUCUCAGUCGUGUCAUCAUCUACGAUCGUGAACUAAACAACAACUAUGAUCCAGGAAUGACUAUCUGUGUACCACGAGAAGACUGUACAGGCCAAACGGAUGCUCUUGUGUCUGUAUUUUCGCGUCCAAUGGUCUGGGAGGAUGCCCAAUGGAUAGAACCAUCUGAGGAAAUACGGGCAGGGGUGCCAAUUCAAUUACUGGUUGAGAUUCCGAUAGCAAUUGGUCAGACGCACGGUCUCAUGAUCAGCAAUCUUCACAUUCAAGUUACGGCUGCACCGGACUAUGCUCGAUUGCCAACAGACCCAGAAACUCUCGGCAUCUUAUCAGCUGCCAUUAAGCAGAUGGAACUUUUCCAAUUUUCUUUCAAACCAUGCUGUGCGAGUGGCUGUGGCCCGUGGAGGGCUUCGGACGAUUGGGGAGAAAUAAGGGGAGCGAAUGGAAAAUCUGCGACAGAGCUACAAGCACUCGGUGAAUACCUCGGCGCCAUACUAGACUGCGACAGUAUUAAGCAUGCGGAAAUCAACCUAGGAGAGUUUUGGAUGGGUGCUGGUUUCGAUUCAAUUGACCGCGUACCGACUUCUCUCGGAACUAGCUGGUUUCACGCAUCAGCAGGAAUUAGAUCCCUUGACUUGAGACAAGUACCUCUCACUACGGCAGAUCUUGAGAGAUUCAUUACUGAAGCACUGGCUGAUGAAGAAGUUGAAAUUAGUCUAUUGGAUGUUUAUCUUUGGAAUGGUACCUGGAAGCAAAUACUGGAAUCGCUACGUAUGGCAAAGAGGAAGAACAUGAAGAUCAGGCUUAAGGAUCCCCUUGGUGGUGGGCUAGGAGAACUUGAUCAGGAAGCUUACUCAUUAGUUUUUGAUCAGCUCACGGACCAUGCAUCUAUGGCCGAGCAAUACAUUAGAGGAGAAAUUGAUCGGAAUCCUUUGGAAUAG
Molecule: messenger RNA, 1566 nt
Organism: Talaromyces marneffei
Lineage: Eukaryota; Fungi; Ascomycota; Eurotiomycetes; Eurotiales; Trichocomaceae
Exons: 1
Coding region: 1-1566 (521 amino acids)
Molecular function (GO): protein binding
Source: RefSeq, a predicted model, not a curated record